AUGGGCUGGUUUAGCUUCAAAUUUUGGUUUUGUUUUCGUCUUAUACUUGCAUCUAUUGCUCAUUUUAACUGGUUAACAGCAAUUUAUGUCAAUUGUAUUUUCUUUACUUUAUGGAAAUCCUAUGAUAUUUUUUGGUUUUGGUUCCAUUUAUUUUUGUGUAUUUGCUUCCCAGCUUUGAGGCCUGAAAAUUAUUUAAUUGUAUUUAUUCGCUUAAUUCGGGCAAAAUAUGGAGAAUAUUCCGACAAAUCUUUUAAAGAAAUUUAUGAACAAUUUUAUAAAUAUGAAGGGAAGACCAAGGCUGAAGUUGAAUUGAAACGAGUUGAGACUUUAAGAAGGGAAAAAAGAGAAAGCAGAAGAGCUGGAAAUAAAAAGGCGGACGAUUCUUCCUCUAGUGAAGAAGAAGGAAAUAUUGAAACUGGAAGACCUACAUUAUACCCUAAAUUGCUUGAAAAUGAAGAACAGGCUAUGCCAAAUAUUCGCUUAGAUCGUCAAAAAGCAGGAAAGAGUAAACAAGACCAAUUAGAAGUUUUGAUCACUCAUCGAGAGCCUCCAACAGCUGAACGAACUGGACUGAAAAAAUUAAUCCCUUCAUUUUUAACCAAAAAAAGUGAUUCACAAAAGCGGACAGAGAAAAUUGAAGAAGCAAAACGUCUUCAAGAACGGGACAAAGAAAAGUCUGAAAAAUUGUUAGCCAAGCAAGAACGAAAAGAGAAAAAACGAGCAGAGCUGGCUUUGCUAAGGGAAAAGGCAAAAAUUGAGAGAAGGUUUUAA
This is a messenger RNA of Meloidogyne enterolobii, 771 nucleotides long. Lineage: Eukaryota; Metazoa; Nematoda; Chromadorea; Rhabditida; Meloidogynidae. The record is from the annotation of a GenBank genome assembly.